UGCAUGUAGGUAGUGCGUACAGUACAUAUAUAAUCGAUUCAGUGGUGCUUAUAUACGCGAGUGUCAUUGUGCAUGUGUGCGAAUUGAUUGUAUAAUUACAUCAUCAUUAUCAGUUUAUAGUCAUGCAACAUUAGUUAAAUUGAUUUCCCUAAUUAAGAUGAAGCUUGAGGUUAGGAUCAAACAAGAUCGUAUGCACUACCCACUACACACGGUCGACCCUGUUCUAAGCAAAGAUUCAAUAUUCACGUCAAUUUUUUGUGAUUUUUUUAUACUUCGAGGUUCCAAGAGAUGUUUGUAAACUUCAUUGACAUUCAGCACGUCUUAUGUGAUCACUUCUCAGCGUAUCUGAGGACCGAAACGAUUGACAAAAUAAACAGUGACUAUUGUUUUGUUAACCUAUACAGUUUGUGUUUCAAUACCUCUUUGAUAGACAAAACAAAAAAUGGUCGUUUUAUACAGAGCUGCCGAUUUGGUGUGCCUGUCAUAGAGCCGCCAUGCCUUAGAGCACCUAACGAACUGGAAAACAUUUUUUACCUAUCGAUUGUCCCCACUGCGUUCAGAAUGUGCGUGUAUUUCGAGUGUCAUUGAUGCAUUUCGGUAUGGGGGACAGGGGGCGAUGGGGGCCGGCCGGACACCAAGCGAACGCACCUCGUCCGCGAACUCACGGACCAGUGUGCGUUGUAACUCCGAGGGGCGAACACGCGCGCCGCGCCCGCACACAACUUACUCGCGAAACACGAACUCGAACUCUCAAAUAUCACAGAUUCGGAUUAUUCCAAAAAUACUUUCGUGGAACAAAUAGUCAGCUUGAGAUGGGGUCCAUGAACUGAUUAACAGAAGAAUCAUUUUAACGAAACCAAAGACAAAAGUGCUGUGCGUGACCCGCCAAAAAAACAAGAUGGCCGCCAAAAGGAAAGCUGGUGCACUGCUUCAACAUGUCCUGCCAAAGGACAACUUAACUCCCGAACCUGCGGACAUGAACGACGACGACAAUUUUUCUAGUCAGGCCCUCGCGAAAGACGCUGAGAAGUUGAAAAUGAUGUUGCUAGCAUGGAAUUACCACAGCCAGGCUCAAGGCCGCAACGGUGACAUUACGGAGACUGGUGGCGACAGCAUGGCGGAUUUAUGGGCUUCAUACCAUAGCGCUUUGGGUCUCGGCAGCAAGCCGCCAAAACCUCCUACUCCAUUGGCCGCUGGCCACUCGAGUCCAAUUCACGUUGGCUCGGUGACACCGGGAGUGGAGCCUGCUUCUACACAUGAUGAGACUUCAUCAUCAGAUCGGACAAAGGAUGACGAUGACGGCGGAGCCUCGGAUGAUGACUCUGAUGACAGGGUUGAUCCACAACAUCAUGAUCCGGAGCGACUGAAGGCUUUUAACAUGUUCGUCCGCCUCUUCGUAGACGAAAACUUGGACAGGAUAGUUCCGAUCUCCAAGCAGCCUAAAGAAAAAAUUCAGGCUAUCAUCGAUUCCUGCACACGACAGUUUCCGGAGUUUGCCGAACGCGCUCGAAAGAGGAUCAGAACUUAUCUGAAGAGCUGCAGACGGAACAAGAAAGUACGAGGAGAGAUGCCCUCGUCAGGCAAUGGAGGAAGUACACCGGGGUCUGGCAACGCCUGGGACACUGCGGUGCGACCAACUCCAGCGCAUCUGACAUCAGUGCAAGCUGAGCACAUCCUUGCACAGGCGUGUGAGAAUGAGAGCCUCAACGCUAAACGCAUGCGUCUUGGUCUCGACCCUGUCAGCCAGCCGAUGCCGACUGUACCUACUCCAAUGGCCAUUGACACUACGGCGACUUCAGCAGUGGCUUCGUCAUUCCUAAGCCUGUACAGUGGUGCUAUUAGCAGCCCAGCUUCCACUCCAGCUACAACCACGUCCACUACUUCAUUGGCCACAGCUGGACAUAGCAAGGCAGCUGCAGACACUACCAGGCCAUCAGCAAGCCCAACUAUGGAUACCUCGCUGCUGAACAACAACAACUUGAAACUGGAUAACGCUAAUGGAAACGCUGGCAGUAAGACUGCUAGCCCAGCGUCAUCGCCGGCGCCUCUAUUCAGACCAUCAUUCCCAAAUACUUUUGGAACGCCACAAACUUUUGGACGACAGAACUCCAACCCGAACCCUGCAUCAUCAGCGCUGACCAGUAGCGCCCUACUCUCAACUUUGACUGCGCUGCCACCUACCGGUGUGAAUGCAGCUAUGGCGGCGUACCAGAGCGCUUUGCUUUCGGCUAUGGCUGCGCACACACAUACUUUCCCCACCAGCCUGUCCGCUCCAACAGAUCUCUCAUUAAAGAGUACAGCGCCGACCCCUCUGCAUGGGACUUCGAACGCAUCAUCGCUUGCUCCCACGGCGUCCAGCCAGAGCAAGCCACAGCUUCUGUCCCACAAGCUGUCAGGAGCUGAAGUGGGUGCAGUACGACAGCUCAUUACUGGCUACCGUGAGUCCGCAGCCUUCCUGCUCCGCUCCGCAGACGAGCUCGAAGCUCUUCUGCUUAACCAACCCUAG
Messenger RNA from Spodoptera littoralis (African cotton leafworm), 2506 nucleotides. NCBI's taxonomy places the organism in Eukaryota, Metazoa, Arthropoda, Insecta, Lepidoptera, Noctuidae. The record is from the annotation of a GenBank genome assembly.